This is a messenger RNA of Epithele typhae, 1125 nucleotides long. RefSeq names its product GDP-mannose 4,6-dehydratase. Gene Ontology annotation, biological process: GDP-mannose metabolic process. The transcript has 6 exons. Gene Ontology annotation, molecular function: GDP-mannose 4,6-dehydratase activity. Bases 1 to 1125 code for a protein of 374 amino acids. The record is from RefSeq and is a predicted model, not a curated record. NCBI's taxonomy places the organism in Eukaryota, Fungi, Basidiomycota, Agaricomycetes, Polyporales, Epitheliaceae.
AUGACCGACGUUUCGACGCCGUUCCUUUCGAAGAUGACGGACGCGCAGGCGGUAGAGUAUCGCAAGCGCAAGGUUGCGCUCAUCACUGGUAUUACUGGCCAAGAUGGUUCUUACCUUGCCGAGCUCCUUCUUGAGAAAGGCUACGACGUCCACGGCAUCAUCCGCCGUUCGUCCAGCUUCAACACCAGUCGUCUCAACUCGCUCUAUGCCGACCAGCACGAAAAGAGGGGGACCAAGUUCAAGCUGCACUACGGCGACUUGACGGACUCGACGAACUUGGUGUACAUCAUUGCCAACGUACGCCCGACUGAAGUGUACAACCUCGGCGCGCAGUCGCAUGUCAAGGUCUCCUUCGACCUGUCCGAGUAUACCGGCGACGUUGACGCGCUCGGUACUCUGCGCCUGCUGGACGCGAUCAGGACGUGCGGACUCGAGAAGGUGGUGCGCUUUUACCAGGCGUCAACGUCGGAGCUGUACGGGAAGGUCGUUGAAACGCCGCAGUCGGAGACCACACCGUUCUACCCGCGCUCGCCGUACGGCGUUGCCAAGCUGUACGGGUACUGGAUCGUCGUCAACUACCGCGAGGCGUACGGCAUGUACGCCUGCAACGGCAUCCUUUUCAACCAUGAGAGCCCCCGCCGUGGUCGCACAUUCGUCACCAGGAAGAUCUCGCGUGCAGUUGCAGACAUUCACCUCGGCAAGCAGAAGUGCCUCUACCUCGGGAACAUGGACGCGAAGCGUGACUGGGGACACGCAAAGGACUAUGUCGAGGGCAUGUGGCUCAUGCUCCAGCAGGAGGCGCCCGAGGAUUUCGUACUUGCUACGGGCGAGACGCAUCCUGUUCGCGAGUUCGUCGAGAAGGCGUUCGUUGAGCUCGGUUACACCAUCAAGUGGCGCGGGACUGGUGAGGAGGAGGAAGGCUAUGACGCCGCGAGCGGCCGUGUUGUCGUCAAGGUCGACAAGCAGUACUUCCGUCCCGCUGAGGUCGAGUUGCUUCUCGGUGACCCGGCGAAGGCGGAACGCCUGCUUGGGUGGAAACGUAAGGUCGCAUUCGAGGAGCUCGUGAAGGAGAUGGUGCGGGAGGACCUCAAGGCGUCAAGCAACCUCGUCGAGGACCAGAACUAA